Fimicolochytrium jonesii is the source of this 4197-nucleotide messenger RNA. RefSeq lists its product as uncharacterized. Bases 1 to 4197 code for a protein of 1398 amino acids. The transcript is spliced from 3 exons. The record is from RefSeq and is a predicted model, not a curated record. Lineage: Eukaryota; Fungi; Chytridiomycota; Chytridiomycetes; Spizellomycetales; Powellomycetaceae.
AUGGGUCAGGCGCAGACCUCCUUGGAAGUUGCUCCGGCCGCCGCUGCCAUUCCACCGAGCCCACCCUCAAACCCAGACCCGGCGACGUCGACGUGGGAACAAGAGCGGUAUCAUAGACAGUUACGGAAACGGCUUGAGAGACUUGAGAGAAAGUCUGUCUCGAAUAAUACUCAACGUGAAUUGGGAAACGUGCCGCCGCCGCCGCAGAGUUCGACAGCGGAGAUCCCGGUGGACGUGUCAAAGUCUGCUUCCGACGCCGAAACGGACGAGGACGACGAUAACGAGGACGAAGAAGAAGACGGAAGCAGCGACGACGCGGUUGAAGGUAGCAGUGUCCCGGCUGUGUUCGACGCUGCUCCGGCAGCUAUUGUGACAUUGAAAGAGCAGCCUCUGAAGAACGGUGAAGGAGACGUCAAACAGAAGCCAUACAUGCUGCAAAAUCCACGCAAUCCGCCGUCAAAGCCAUUCCUCCUACCCGACACAGGCCCCACAUCAUCACACCACAUCGGCCUCCGAUCCUUCUCCCCCGCAUUCCACCACCAACGAACAACCGUAAACCCAUCCCUCAGAGUCGACCAAACCACAUCCGCUGCUGCGGCAGAAGCCGCCGACAUACCCACAUCCACCGAUCGACCCACUAUGUCCAAUGGGUCCCGACAACCACUACCAUGGGAUGACCCGAAUGUCGUACAGGUGGAGUAUAGAACGAUCUUCACGCCGCCCCAGCGUGGAUCAGGAGGGAAACAGGGUGUGGAUCCGGGGAGUCCGACGGCGGAAGACAAGGCGGUACAGGCUGCAUAUGAGGCAAAGCAGGCAGCGAGACUCUCUCCGUCGAAACAGGGUGUGGAUCCGGGGAGUUCGACGGCGGAAGCGAAGGCACUGCACGCUGCAUACGACGCGAAGCCGGCAGCGAACCUCUCUCCGACAAAACCUCAUAUACCCUCCGCGAAACCGGCGGCUGUGGCGAAUACCCCCCCUGCAGGCCCAGCUGGGACUCGUCCAUCUACGUUCAUCGCACCGUUUGAAUUCGCGGCAUUCCCGACGAGACCGGGUGCGGAAGGUGUCCCACUCCCACAGUCUUCCGGCGUUCCAGUCUACACACCCCCGCCAUUCACCACCUCUGAAAAACAAGCAAUGCCGCCGCCCAGGAUACCACCAUCUACCGGCCCGGUGGCGCCGUCCACGCUGCGGAGAUCCCCAGUAGUCGACUUCAAAAAACAUAUCAAUAACGGUAAUGGAGCCGGUCCUUCGUCAACGACGUCGCAAACCGGAUAUGGGACGCCUAUCCCGGGGUCGACGCCACUGCCGUGGCCUAUGUUUAAUUUCCAGUUUGAGUUUACGCACACGCAGUCGCCGAUGCCCGGGCGGAUUGGGAAGCCGGGGAAUACGGGUGGGGCUGCGACGACGGCGGAGACUGGGAAGGGGAAGAUUGGUCAACAUCCAGCGUCCUCCAGACCGUCACAGUUCACUUUCACCCCACCGCCGCCGAUGACGGGGCCCUAUACCACUUCAGCAGAUACACCACUGGGAAAACCACCCAAGGUCAACCUCUUCCCCGUGACCUUGGCCACCUCCACACCGACUUCCGCACCUACCCAACAGCCACCCCAACCCUUCUACCUCCCAACCUUCCCAACCCUCAGCAAACCCGCUUCUACCAGCAGGGAGUCCCAACCGCCCCUACACGCCCCGGCCUCGACAGCGUUCGCUUCAGUAUUCCCGCCCUCCGUCAUACCCACCUCCAUCCCCCCACCGCCGACCCUCGCCAACCCCAUGUCGGUGCCGCACAUGACCUACCAACCCAUGUUCCCCCCAUCGACCAUCCCGGCCACCCCACACCACCGCCCAAUCAAAAUCCUCCCCAAAAAGAAACUCCGCCACGGCGUCAGUCUCUCCCCCCGGAAGCCCCGUAACGUCAGCGCAUCACGCGAUAUCCUCGGCAGGGAGACCCUCCACCUCGCCGGGAUGGACAUCCCGAAAGCCCAAUUCGAAGCGUGGGUUACGGGGCACGGUGAUCAGGUCCCGGAGCUGGACACGGAUCCAGGGAAGGAGAGGGAGGUGUGUGAUGCGUACUUGGCCAUGUAUGGCACGGAUGGGCCGGUUGACUCUGCUUCCGCCACACAGCAGGAGCCGGCGAAUCAGGCGUUUGGGAUCCCUCCGAUGGAUACUGGACUGAGCUUCACUGAUAUGUGCGCCAUGAACCCCGCCCCCAGCGCGGCGCGGGUGUUCUUCAACAAAAACAAGAAACGCGCGCUACCUGGCACCGCGGCGACGUUUGAUGAGGGUAGCACCGCGGAUCAGAGUCCUAUGUCGUUUCUUGGAACCAACCUGCAGAACUCUGAGAAUACCGCGUUCGUGACAUCCGACGGGGGGAUCAAACCCACCCCUGGGGCCUUCUCCCAAUGGCAUGCGACAUCAGCGUCAACAAACCAACAGCCGUACUUCACACUUCCGUCGACGACGGCACUCGGGCUCGGUGGGAUGAGCUACUCGACCGAUUUCAACAACAGCGGUAACAAUAAUGGGUUCGGCCUCUCACGUCCACUCCUUUCCACAACACCCACCGGUCUCUUUCCCCCCUGGGACCCUCACAACCCGACCAACCUCCCCACCCACAACUUCACAAUCCCACCCCCACUCCCCCUGCUCAUCCCCGACCUCCGCGAAACGUCCGACACAGGGCGGACGUGGCCUACACUCGCGGACAGUCUUGGGGCCGAUUGGCUGGUGUUGGAUUUCCAUGUGGAUGGCAAACAGGGGAAAGGGGACAGUAGGUUGAGGAAGAGGGCGAGGGGGGUGUUGAGGAAGGGGCUUGUGAGUGUUUGUCAGCCGAAGGUCGUAUCCUCCGCGCCGCCGACGACGUUCAACACCACCACUACCCCGAAUUUUGGACAUUUCCCGCCGUACCCGCCAACCCAAUUCGGCCAAUACCCCAACCUCAUGAAUACCGGCGGCCUGGGAUACCUGAACAACCCGUCGUCGUACCCUUACCCGAACCCAUACACCUACCAACCGAACCCGAACCCGAACCCGCCGCGACCGAUGCACACCGCGGGCCGCGCCCCUGCCUCCCGCAUGGGGGGCGGCGGUGUUGGCGCGACGGGAGGGAUGGCGGCCGCCCCGCCAUCGCUGGCGUUUGGGGACGUGCCGUAUUUGUUUGGGGGUGCCGGUGGGGUGACGAGGGUGACGGGGCUGAGUGGCAACUUUGACAACAUCAACAACAGUAACGGCGGGAAGGGAAAGAAUGGUGUUGGUGUCAAGGAGGGCGCGGAGGUCAAGAAAGCUGUGAAUGGCGAUGCUGCGGGCGAGAAAUCGAAAAGCGGGGCCGUUCUCAGUGGUACGACUGCCGCGAAACCAGUCACGAACGGGGCUGCAGCCCUGCAACAACAGCAGCAGCUGCCCCCUACAUACCCACCCACAACAACCCAACAACCCGCUGGGAAAGUGAACAAUAAGAAGAAGAAUAAGAAGAAUAAGAAGAAGAAGAAUGAUGGAGGUGAUGGGGAGGCGGGGAAUGGUGCCCCGGUGGUACCUCCGGUUCCUGCGAAUGGAACGGCGGCUGCACCUCCUGCACCGGCCCCGGCCCCGGCUCCUCCACCUGCGCCGACCACGAUUGCAGUGAAAUUGCCUGCGAGACGGGGCGGCGGGGUGAAGACUCUGGAUGUUAAAGAUCAGGCGAAAUCGACAACACCAGUUGGACCGAAACAGAACGCGAAGGAAUCCAAAGAAGCGAAAAGCGGAAAAGGCGGAAAAGAGGUAGCGAAGGAGACAACCCAAACCCACACCUUCACCCUCCCCCUCUUCGGCCCCCGCUACCGCCGCGCCCGCUACGUCAAAGACCUGCGCGAACGCCACGACCGCGUGCGCAGGAACAUCGCCGCAGCCCAUCCCGCCGAAACCCAGAACGCUCCACCCAACCCCGCAUCGUCCACAACACCCUCACCCACCAAAUCCAAAGGGCAGCGCAAACCGUCCCCCGCGGGGGGCGCUUCGUCAUCCUCGUUGCCGUUCUCCCUCGCGCUGGCCGACGCGAACGGGGGUGCGGCGAACGCGGACUGGGUAUGUUUCUUCUGUGAGUUUGAGCAGGUUUGGGAGGGACGCUUUUGGGGCGGGAAGCCGGGGAAGGCCCGCAAGAGACGGGUUAAGAGGGAUGGGGAGAAGGAGGGGGAGGGGGAUCAGGGGAGGGCUGCGCAGUGA